Messenger RNA from Colias croceus (clouded yellow), 867 nucleotides. RefSeq lists its product as uncharacterized. The record is from RefSeq and is a predicted model, not a curated record. The transcript has a single exon. NCBI's taxonomy places the organism in Eukaryota, Metazoa, Arthropoda, Insecta, Lepidoptera, Pieridae. The coding region runs from base 1 to 867 and encodes 288 amino acids.
AUGUUCGGUUAUGCAGAUGAUACUACUGUCGUAGAGAGGUACCUGUCCAGCGCUCAAGCAUCUCAGGUCAGUAUCAGAUUUGAACGGGAGGCCAUGAUUUCGCGUAUCAACUCAGCCUUGCUGGACGUCACGAAUUGGGCCAAUGAUAAUCUGGUUGAAUUUAACACUACCAAAACACAGGCGUGUCUUUUUACUGCGAAGCGGAAUCCACUUCACCUAUCUCCUUCUUUUCAUGAUGUACCGAUAGCAUUAACCCCCAACCUCGAAUUACUGGGUAUGUCGAUUUCUGCAAAUCUUAACUUUCGUCAAUUCAUUGAAGCCAAAGCCCAAGUAGCUGCCAAAAAGCUUGGCAUAUUAGCAAAAGUGAGACAUUUCUUCACACCGGCACAGCUCCUUCAACUCUACCAAGCUCAAAUUCGGUCGUGUGUGGAGUAUUGCAGUCAUCUUUGGGCGGGUUCCGCCAAAACUCACCUUGGUGCUUUGGAAUCAAUGGAGAGACGUGCUUGUAGAAUCAUUGGCGAUCCCUCAUUAAUUCGUCGUGGCCUUCAAAGUCUUGACCAUCGCCGGCAAGUAGCAUGCCUAUCGGUUUUCUACAGAAUUCAUUUUGGUGAAUGUGCGAAUGAACUCCACCACCUGGUUCCAUCUUCCCCAUUUCUUCACCGCACAUCUAGACGGGGAAUGGGAUUCCAUCCCUUCACAGUCGACAUUCCUCAUGUACGUACGCAGCGUUAUGCAAAUUCUUUUUUCAUCCGAACUGCGAAGGAAUGGAAUGCUCUUCCAUCGUCGGUGUUCCCCGUGGACUACAAUAUCCAGCUCUUCAAGUCCAGAGUGAAUAGGUUUCUUCUGGGUAGACGUGCUCCUAAAUAG